Messenger RNA from Echinococcus granulosus, 231 nucleotides. RefSeq lists its product as hypothetical. Bases 1 to 231 code for a protein of 76 amino acids. NCBI's taxonomy places the organism in Eukaryota, Metazoa, Platyhelminthes, Cestoda, Cyclophyllidea, Taeniidae. The transcript has 2 exons. The record is from RefSeq and is a predicted model, not a curated record.
AUGCCAACAGCCCCCAAGUCCUUAUCUACAUCUGCAGUGCAUAUUCUGCUCCAGUAUUGUGCCUGCUUUUGUCGUCAGGACAGUCUUGAGGUAAAUCUCCAUUUCCUGUUGUACAUAUUUAAGGAAAUUUUUGAUGAAUUUUUAAAUGUAUCGUUUGAUUUUGGUAAAUUUUUGCUGUGGGAUAUAUAUCGUCCAUGCUAUUACCAUCAAGAUACCUCACGUAAAAUAUAG